GCACGUGCGCCGAGCGCUGUCAUAUGAUAUUAUAUGCACGUAUUCUUAAUUCGUCAUACCCUGUCACGAUAUCUAGAAGAAUAAAAAGAGACUUUGACGACGAAGAUCUGUUGAUAAGGUAUCACUCGCGAUGGAGAGCAAUACAGACCAUCUCGACUCCAAGUCAUCGUCGGGGGAAGGCGAAGAGAACAAGAGUCGUGAUCAUUGGACAGGAAAACUAGACUUUCUUCUCAGUUGUGUUGGCUAUGCAAUCGGUCUGGGUAACGCCUGGCGCUUCCCUUACAUCUGCUACACGAACGGAGGGGGAGCUUUCCUCGUUCCGUAUCUGAUCGCGCUCUUCGUCUGCGGAAUGCCUUUAUUCUUCAUGGAGGUGGCGAUGGGACAGUUCUCGAGCAGGGGAGCGAUUGCUGUGUGGAACAUCUGCCCGCUAUUCAAGGGUCUUGGCGUCGCUACUGUGGUGAUAACGUGCCUGCAGAGCUUCUACUACCAUCUCCUCAUCGCCUACAUCCUCUUCUACCUCGUCAUGUCCUUCACGAAGCAGCUGCCGUGGGAGACGUGCGGCAACCCGUGGAACACUGCCGCGUGCGUGCGACGUGGUGUGGACGUUCUCAUUGGAACAAACAUGUCUGCCGAACUGCAGAACCACACAGAGUUCGCGGACACUGUCAUGGCCGCUCUGGCCAACAGCAGCGCGGUCAACGUCAGCGACGUCGUCAUUGCCAAGGCAACGACACCGAGCGAAGAGUUUUGGUACAAUUUCAUCCUGGAGAUCACUGAUGGGCUUCACGUGGUUGGCGGCAUUCAUUGGAAGCUGUUGUUGGCACAUUUUAUCGGCUAUGUGUUCGUUUUUAUCUGUAUCCAUAGGGGCGUCAAAUCCAUCGGAAAGGUUGUCUAUUUUACUGCUACGUGCCCUUACGUGCUUCUCGGAAUACUGCUAGUAAGGAGUGCCACUCUACCAGGAGCCGUAAAUGGCCUCAAGUAUUACCUGACUCCGCAGUGGGAGCUGCUGCUUGAUUUCAAGGUAUGGGGGCUGGCGUUCGUUCAGAUAUUCUAUUCCCUUGGGCCUGGCUUUGGAACGCUCAUCACUAUGGCAUCGUAUAAUCGUUUCCAUGACAACAUGCUGAGGGAGGCCUACCUCGUACCAAUCAUUAACAGUGCCACGAGCAUCUUCGCUGGAUUGGUCGUGUUCACGGCUCUAGGAUACAUGGCUGAAAUCACCAACCUGGAAGUUAAAGACGUCGUUGCUACAGGACCUGGUCUAGCGUUUAUCGUCUACCCUGAAGUUAUCACACAUCUCGCCGUCUCUCCUCUGUGGGCAAUCGUGUUUUUCUGCAUGCUAUUAACGCUGGGAUUGGAUAGUCAGUUUGUGAUGAUAGAGACGAUAGUCACCGUCGUCUGGGACCACUUCUCGUCCAAACUUAAGAAGGGGAAAAUACUGAUCACGCUCGCUGUGUGCGUCUUCAUGUUUCUACUCGGAGUGCCUCUCACAACGCGGGCUGGCUCGUAUCUGUUCGUCAUCGUUGAUUGGUAUGCAAUAGGAUACUCCGUCAUGCUGAUAUGUCUUGCCGAAGUCUUGGUCGUCGGCUGGCUAUAUGGAGCUAGCCGGCUGUUGGAUGAUGUCGAAUUCAUGGUCGGACGCCGAGUGCUAGGUAGAACUGCUUUCAUCAUUUUGUGGAAAUUCAUCGUACCCGUUGUUCUUUUGGUGAUUCUGUUCUUCAGCAUGAUCACACAUGUACCAGUCACGUACUUUGGCUAUGAGUAUCCAAUGUGGAGUAUUGCAUUCGGUUGGGUGCUGGCAAUGAUGUCAAUAAUUCCGAUACCGGUAUACGCCAUCUAUCACCUGACGCACGUCCAGUGCAACGGCACCUUUUGGCAGCGCCUGCGUGGGAGUAUUAGGCCAUCAGAUGUGUGGGGACCCGCCCUGGAACCGUAUCGGUCCGAGUACUGGUACGCGCGUCUUACACAUGGCAACGGGGCGCCACCUGAAGGCAAGCAAGCUAAAGAACAGGAGAUGCGGCUGCUCAAGAAACACGAUGAUGAAGAUCAUCGCCGUAACGAAGAGACGCAACAGGCAGCAGUCCCACCGGUGCAAGUGUUACCAUAGAAACCACUUCGUUGUUGAGUGCAGAACACGGGCACCCGCGGAAUGUCACAGUCGCAAUUUUGCGUAUAGCCGCUCCUGGAGCAAUGAUUCCAUUCUGUAUGGCGUAGAAGCUUUCGUGUGGAAGCGGAUAAAAUUAUAUUAAAUUACAUUUAUUGCACGACAGAGAUAAAAGAAACACGCAUAAUAAUGAAUAAUAAGUACUAAAUACCCUUAAGACAUAUGCAAUCGGGUUAGUGUAGUAUCUAUUAUUUUAUAUAUGUGAAACACUUAGGUGUGUUUCCUCAAGCUAUGCUCUGAAUGGUUGGAGCAAUAAUUGCUUAGAGCUCAUGACCUAAAAUGGAAAUUUGUGUGCCUUUGUUUUAUUGUACUGUUGAAGUACACGUGUAGCUGAUAAUAUAUAUAGCUAUAUCUCCUCAACUAUCUCCGUGCCUGUAACCAUCUACCUCGCUCGCGUUCUCCCUCUCCCCUCCCCUAACCUUCAUCUACCUCAUCGACCUUCUUCCUUACUCUGCUUUCUCUCCCUCCUCGGUUCUUGCCCCUCGCCUAUUUCUUUCUCACCCACCACUUUCUUCACAGUGUCCUCGUUCCCUAUCUUCUCCCCUUCCUCUAUCUCAAUGCCUUUUACCACCUUCUCUUCACUCUCUCUUCGCCCUUUAUCUCCUUCCCCCUCCUCUACCUUCUCCACUUUGUCAUCCCUCCAUUUAAAUUAUCUACCUCUUGUGCACGUUCGAAUACAAUUUCUGAUUCCCGGUGGUAGUCGACUAUAUAACAGUAAAAUAAUAUAUGAAUAAUUGUGCUUAAAAAACCCUGGGCCGUGUAUGCCGUUAUUGGUGUAAGCCUUUGGUAUGUGACAGUGUUAAAAUAUGACAUCGUCCCGCCAUCUACCAAGAUAAAUAGUUUAUUAUCAUUGAGCAUAUGCUAAACAUUGUGCGGAACUGAACACUGUAGUAUUAGCGUGGUGUGACUAUCAAUGAAAUACAUCGAUAAACGAGUUGAAAAGCAUUAGGUUGCGUAUAUCACGCAUGAGUAUAGCUAGCAUAAAUAAUUUUAUAGUUUUUUUUUUAGCUAUAUCCAUUUUUGUGUUAUCCCUUCGCGGGGCAACAUGAACAAUUCUGCGACAUUUCUAUACUAUGUAUAGAUGGUUUUAUGAUAAUAAGCUCGGGCAAUUUUUAGAGAAACGUGUUUAGUGGUUGCGCCUUGGCGGUAGUGCAUUGCCCUAUAUAUAAAUAUAUAUAAUAUACCAUGUGAAAAAAACAAGAUGUUGUCUUGGUACAUGCAUGGGGUAGGUCACGUGAUUGACCGUGGGCACUUUUGUGGACAGCACUUAUAUACUAUUUACGUAAUAUGGACCAAUGUUUACGCGGACCCAAGUUUUCCAUGCCAUGCUUACCACGAUAAUAAAAGUUCAGUUUGAUGUUUUUUAACCCGCAAUGACGGUAUUUUCCACCGGGUAUGUCCGGAUUUAUCACUCUUCAUGAUAAUUGCCUUAUUAGUGCGAUUAGCGAUGAAUAUGAUAUUUGAAUGCACUAAAUUAAAAAUAGAUGUUCAAACUUUACGAUAUCUGCUAUGUUAUAUUAAUUUGUCAAUCCAGUUCAUUU
Priapulus caudatus is the source of this 3702-nucleotide messenger RNA. RefSeq names its product sodium-dependent proline transporter-like. Gene Ontology annotation, molecular function: glycine transmembrane transporter activity. The transcript has 14 exons. Gene Ontology annotation, cellular component: membrane. NCBI's taxonomy places the organism in Eukaryota, Metazoa, Priapulida, Priapulimorpha, Priapulimorphida, Priapulidae. Gene Ontology annotation, biological process: sodium ion transmembrane transport. The record is from RefSeq and is a predicted model, not a curated record. Bases 131 to 2104 code for a protein of 657 amino acids.